Messenger RNA from Nothobranchius furzeri (turquoise killifish), 3163 nucleotides. Its product is annotated as P2Y purinoceptor 1. The record is from RefSeq and is a predicted model, not a curated record. Gene Ontology annotation, cellular component: membrane. Lineage: Eukaryota; Metazoa; Chordata; Actinopteri; Cyprinodontiformes; Nothobranchiidae. Gene Ontology annotation, biological process: G protein-coupled receptor signaling pathway. Gene Ontology annotation, molecular function: neuropeptide receptor activity.
AUAUAAUUGAUAAUAUGCCAUACUGAAGUAUUUUCCUUUGAUCACAUGUAGUUGUUCUUAUUCACUUUCCUCAUGUGUGCUCAAGUCUCCUAGUUUAGAAAAUCUAUUAAUGUGCUUCUGAUGUUUAAUAAGGGCUGUAACAGUGUUUGUUUGACUAUGUACAAGAGCUCAUGAUGCAAAUGUCUAAAGACAGUUAAAGUGAGUUCUGAGUCACUUUUUUUCAUAUCUGACAAACCAGCCAACCAACAUUGUUUCCUGGAAAUAAAUGCAGCAUGCACCCUUUGAAACAGGAAGUGUCUCGACUAUGUGUGGGCAUAUUGGUUUUUCUAUUUGGAGGAAACACCAGCACAUCUACAGGAGAAGACGUACCUACUGCUAUCUGGAAACCAUGAACACCACAGCUUGUCACAUGAUCCCAACUGUUUAUCCACAGACGUUCCUGCCUCCUAUCUUCAUCUUCGUAUUCAUCGUUGGGCUGCUUGCUAAUGUAUGGGGACUGAAGUCUUUGCUGCUCAACUGGAAGAAACUGGGAAAUGUCAACAUCUUUGUUCUUAACCUUGGACUUGCAGACAUCUUGUAUCUGCUCACACUUCCCUUCCUGAUGGUGCACUACUUUAAGGGAAGUAUGUGGAUAUUUGGAGACGUCUUCUGCAAGGUUACAAGAUUCUGCUUCAACCUGAAUUUGUACUGCAGCAUUGGCUUCCUGACUUGUAUAAGCGUGUACAGGUACCUGUCUAUUGUCUAUCCUCUGAGAGUGAAGGGAAGAUUAACCACGACUCACUCUGUGGUCAUAACGGUCACGGUUUGGAUGCUGGUGGGUGUUCAAAGUCUUCCUGACAUGUUCUUCCCUAAAACAUCAACAAAUGUGUCUGAACAAUGUUUUGAUACCACCUCUGAUGAUCAUGUGGAUGAUUACCUGAAGUACAGCCUCAGCUGGACACUGAUUGGAUUCUGUGUUCCAUCCCUCGUCACACUGGGUUGCUACAGACACAUGAUUGCUGUUCUCUGCUACAACAAAAACAUAGAUGAGAUGCUGAAACAAAAAAGCUUAAAACUACUGAUCACUCUGAUUCUUCUCUUCUCCGUUUGCUACAUACCCUAUCACGUGCUCAAGAACCUCAACUUGUGGUCGAGAGUUCUGUCUAGACAGAGGAUAUGCUCCAAAUGGAACAACGGAGUCUACAUCGCUCAUCGGAUAAGUCGAGGUCUUGUGAGUUUGAACAGUGCUCUCAAUCCUCUGGUGUACCUCCAUGUAGAUGAAGAUAUUUCAGCUCAGCUCAGUCGGCUCAUACAGAGAGCCUUUCAGUCCCUUUCCCAGUUGACCACCAAUACACGGACCGCUCGGUUAACUGCCUUUAGGAAAGUGUGAUGUUGUUUUCCAUUCAUGUUUUCAUUUCAGUGCAAGAUCCCCAUUAAAGUCACCUCAAAGCACUGUAAAAGUUACAAAAAUAUUGUGUGAUCUGAGACCACAAAGUGUUUUCUUGUGUGUUUUAAUGUGUUUUUUUUUCUGGUCAAAUUGCAGACGAACUUGUGAUUUAAAUAAAUGGAAUGGUGCUUAUUAAUUUCAUGAAGGUUUGUGGGUAUUUGUUGUUUAGGAAGUCUAAAUGCCUGGACUCAUCAUAAAGAAAAGAUAAUGUUGUGAGUGUCUGAGAUAAAAAAAAAAGAAAAAAACGAUUUAAACCAGACAUGAUGCACAUAGCGUGAAUUUAACUGAUUGACCCAAAUGUGUUGCACAUCAAAGCAGUUUCUCACUAGCAGCACAGAAAGCUGAGAAAUGAGUAACAGUAAACAGAUUAGUGUCCGUCCUCACAGGAAACGUUGCUCAAACCUCCACAGUUUCGCCCACUGGCAUAGAUAAUCUGUAAUGUUUAUGUAGAAAACACAUCUGAUAAUGACACUUUCAUGUCAGUAAUGACAAAGGCUUUCCUGACAUGACAUCCCAAAAUCACUACAUUUUUGUUCGUUUUGUUUUUAGAUCACUGGAGUUUGUAAGAUCUGAGAACAGCAGCUCGGUGCAUAAAGACCAUUCUUCUACCAUUCUAUUGUUUUACUAUGAAGGUUAUAAUAAGAAGGGUGUCGGCUUGACAGAACCUGAAACUACACCACAGAUUCAAAAAUUGUGAUUUGGGUGUUUUUUAUAAUCAGUCUUAGUGCACUUUCACAAUAAAAGUCACAUUUCACGCUUCAUUUAUCACCUGAGAUUGAACAAAUAAACUUGGAGGGAGAAAAAAAUAGAAGAAAAAACUCUGCAUCUGUAAGACUUGAUUGAUAAAGACCACCAGGUUGUAUUAAUGCAGAAUGGACGAAAUAAAAUGAGACAAAGCAUGUCUAGUUAUUAGUUGUGGCACUUUCAAAAAGUCAUACAUUUUUUUCUUCUCCUCUUCACAUUCCUGCUUUAAUCUGAGGAUUUUUCAUGUUUCCACAAACGUUUCAUAUUUUUGAUGAUCCAAACCACAAGAGUUAAAAUCAGAUUAUACUCUGAAUCAAAAUUAAAAGGCUAGAGAUUAUUUCAAAAAUUAAAUAAACUUUAGAAACAUUUGGCACAACGGACGGUUCUGAUGACAGCUUGUACUUUUCAUUUGACAAUCUAACAUUUUUAAAGAUGGUGAAUGACUUAAGAGAACUAAAUGCUGUUCCAACCUGAUUUUAUUGCACAGAGACGUUUAAGAACAGAAUCAGUAAACUGUGCUUUUCACACAUGGUUAAACAGAAAACAGAUGUCUGAGCAGGACGUCUCUUCAGAAAGCCCUCCAGUCAACGUGGUCCCACACAAAACUGACUUUCACUUUCUGCAAAAGAGCAACAGAAUAGAAGAGGAGAAGCACCACCUAGUGGUAUGAGACAACAUGAGACGUCCAAUGCAUUGCGUAAUGUGUGUACACAAUAAAAGCUGCAGGUGAAAUGCUAAGCGAUUAGUUUUGAGAUUAGACUCUACCUGGUUCAGCCUGUCAGCUAGAAAUCAUCAUCAAAUUUAACAUGUCCCUGAAUGAACACAGUGUUUCACCGAAGUCUGGUGCUUUAACCACAACACAUAAACUGUUAGAAAACGGGGUGUGAAAUGAGCGUGAAUCAUUUUCCUCGCAAACACUGGGGACAGGGCAGCUGUGGCCAGUGUUGGGAAAGUUCGUUUAAAAAAACGAACUAGUUCAAAGUUCAGUUCAUA